AUGGAUUUCCCUUCGCAGCAUCCUGACUCGCCUGCCAGGCCGUUGGCUGGUGCAGCACGCGCUCGAGUGUUGGCGCGUCAGAACCGCACCUCAUCGCUCAAACCGUACGCCAGACCAUCAUCGGGACUAGUUGCUUCUGGAUCCAGUGUUUCGCUUCGCACCGACACCGACUCUCCUGCACGCCAACCGUCGACCCCUUCCAACAAUUCACUUGCACCUCCAUCCACUCAGGCGGCGCGCUCCGCCUUUUCACCGCUCCGUGCAGCCGCUUCGCCCAUCGCUCUGCUAGGUAGCGUGCGCAAGAUGGUGGCAAAGCCAUUCUCGUGGCUCACGAGCGUCGCUGCCUCGGUCGAGCCUGAACUCGGCAUGCCUAUGUCCUCGAGCACCAACUCUCUCUCCUCCAUCGCUCGCAAAAGAGCUGCUGCUCAGGCUUCUAUCAAGUCCGUCGACGACAAUGACACGAGCGAUGAGAGGCAAGCCCCCACACGCGCUGCUAGAGCUGUCGGCGAGCGUCUUGCUGCCGGACUUCGAUCUCGCUCCAACCUUCACGAUGAUGAAGAAAGUCAGUUGCGUCCACCUACUUCCACCCUUUCAUUCUCCGUGUCCAUGUCUCGCCUCGCUCCUGGUCCAGCACCUCCCCAGGCUAGCCGUCACCAGUCUCCUUCCAAUCACGAAGGUUCUCUCGCUGGACCUUCUGCGCUGCCGCGAUUCAAUGACAAGGCAACAGCCUGGAGCACCCGCUCUUCGAAGCGCACACUCGAUGUUGGCUCCCGUCCCGUUGAUCAAAGUGACUCGCUAGAGGUUAUGAGCGAUAUCAGUCGAACGUCACCUUCUCAAACUCAACUCUAUCAUGCCAGAAGCCAGCACGCGCUCCGCAGCCCUCGGUCUCAGCUGCUUGGCUACCGCGGAUCUUUACUGCGACCGGACGAAGCCAUGUCGGAAUCUGGUUCGACGACUCUCAGUCACUCGCACUCAUUCAGUGCAUUUGGCUACGGCAACGAGGUUCGCUAUACAGACAGUGCAUUCGGCUUACCACCUUCCAGCUCGCCAUUCCAGAUCUCUACGCGCAACUCUUUCAGCCGUCGGUCGCGGGUUCCCUUUAGUCCCGGUCUUUUCUCUGAGAAAGGCACACCAGGACAAACCUCUCGCGCCGGUAGCGCCGGUCUCCGAGGCGCAUCACCAGCACCUUCAGCUGGCUAUUCUCCCGCACGUCUACGUGAAGCUACUCCACAGCGACGCAAUUGGAACGGCAUCAAUCUUGCCGCUGCCUCUGCACCCUCAGUCGGCGACGAAAUGAUGCGAGAAUACCUGGCCUCGCGUACGCUCCCCGGCAUCAACCCAAGUGUGCGCCGCAAUCUUGGUCUUUCUGUUGACGAGCCAAUGAUCACUUCCUCCUCUGUUGCCGGCGGCAGCGUUAUGGACGAAACCGAAUCGAUCACCCCUAGCCGUCUUGGCAAACGCGAUAUUGACAUGAGCGUCGAUGGCGACUCUGAGAGGUUCGGCGCUGCCGGUACUCCAUCCAAGCGGCGCAUGGUAUGGCAUCCCGAGCUCGGCUUUAUCAGCCACGAAGAGCUUAAGGCGCGCGAACCCAAGCUUCCAUCUCCCAAGAACGAAGCCGAACGCUUGCUCAACGUUCUCGAGACGUUGCGUAAGCCCACAGCAACCUCAAGAGGACUUGGUCAGACAAAGGGCGCGUCGGCUCAAAUCCACGUCCCCGCGCCUAUCUCGGAUGUAUCCACCACCAGAUCCAACAAGACGCAGGAAGGCAAGCAAGCCGACGGCAUCGCUCCUUACACCAGGUAUCUGCGCAAGGCAAAGAUGGUGCAGUCCGCUGACGAACAAGGUGGCAUGAGGGCCAAGUUGAAGAAGGUUCAACGUUCGACUAGGAUGGAUGUUGAUGACGCAGCAACCCAAGAAUCGGCUGCGUCCGAAAGCGAAGACGCGGAACAGGACGUUGAGGAAGAGCAAGAGGCGGACGAUCGUGAGGAGGAAGAGCCGACACCACCCCAGCCUGAACCCAUCCGACGAUCUAGACGCUUGCAACACCACGAUCCUCGUACGCAGCAAGUCGCACACACCCCCGUCAAGCAGGCCGACAAACCCGCUGGCGCCACGCAGCUCAAGUCGGCGCUGAAAGCCACGCCAUUCCGAACGGCAACACAGCCUCAGGCUACACCCGUGAAAGCGCUCGCAGAGACGCCCAAGCCAGCUUCGCACCGCAUCCCUCUCUCGGCUGCCAGCAAAGUGCCUUCGAGCACUGUCAAGAAAGACAACUUUGCUGUGAAAGCGUCCAUUUCGGACCCUACUGCGCCUAGAGAAAGGAGCUCGCUCAGGCAGGGAGCUGCAAAGACAUCUCGCACUCAUCAGAGUUCUGGCAAAUUCAGCGCUUGGGAUGAGGACGAAGAGCAGGAGGAUUUGCCCGAGGCGAGCGACCUUGCAAAGAUCAAGCUGCCCACCAACAUGUUCCCAUCUGGCUUCUCGUUUGGCAAUUCGACGCUGACCCCAGAAUCAAGCGAUACAGCGGCGGCAAAGAAGGUCGACACCACCUCGGAACCGGUCGCCAAGCCUGCUACCUCGAGUAGUUCGAGCACAGGCGGCUCCUUGCUCGGCCGCCUUGGAGGCAUUGACUCCUCUGGCUCGACCGAAACGACCGAGAAGAAGGAUGAGCCCAAGCCGGCUGCUGCAAUGCCGUCGUUCUCCUUCUCUGCUCCUUCCAAGGAUGCACCCAAUACAAUGCCCAAAUUCAGCUUUGGCGCCAAUACCGCUCCGAUCUCAACAGCAAAAGACGACGACAGUUCGACGAAGAGGUCUACUGCUCCUCCCACGUCGGACUUCUUCAGCAAACCUGUUGAGCCUGCUUCCAAGUCGCUCACCGAAGCUAAAAACGAUGGACCCGUGCCCAACUUUUUCGGUAGUACCAUGAAAAAGUUCGAGAGCAAGUCUGCAGACGCGCCUUCCGCUGCGCCUACCAGCACCGGUGGAUUCUCUUUCGGUGCGUCUGCAGCUGCGAGCAGCACGGGAGCGGAAGCGGCGAACAGCAAGCCUGCACCUUUCAGCUUUGGUGCGGCGAAACCAGCCAGUGAGUCGGCGAGCACACGUGUGCCGGCAAGCGCUGCAUUUGGGUUGUCUGAGUCGAAGCCAGCCGAGACUGGAGAGAAGAAGAAAGAAGAUACGCCAGCCAGCAAAUCAUCGUUCUUCGGCUCGACGCCUCCGUCAUCGGCAGCUGGCGGGUUCAGCUUUGGGACGCCGUCGACGCAUAGUGCUUCUACCGGAUCUAAGCGCAGCGCAGAUGGGGAUGAGGAUCCGGCUGCCAAGAAGAGCAUGCCGAGUUUUUCGUUUAGCGCUCCUGCCGCUGCGUCCAAGCCAAGUGCACCAACUAGUGCGGGAUUCAGCUUCGGCGCUCCAGCAGCGUCGGCUUCGGAGAAGAAGGAUGAUGCAUCAGCAGCAACGUCGAGCGCGGUGCCCAACUUGUUCGGUGCGAAGGGAGAGGAUGCUCCCGAGCGCGCCGGUGGCUUGACGAGCGGAGGAUUUUCGUUUGGCAAACCGGCUUCCGACAGCAACGCGAUCGGGUCUGGAGCGUCCAAGCCGGCAGGACCUGCUUCCAGCUUGAGUGGAUUCACGUUCGGGAGCGCCAAAGCGACGUCGUUGGAUUUGGCGAAACCAGCUUCUGCAGGUGGGUUCACGUUUGGCGCUGCUAGCACCACCAGCGCGAGUACAGGAAGUAAUGCAGCUCCGGAGGCCAAGCCGUCAGCGCCCGCUCCCACUUUCUCGUUCGGUGCUCCGGCGGCUGCCGCUUCUUCGCCGACGACUUCCGCGCCCGCAUCUGGCACGACGACGCCUAAUGGAACGUUGACGUUUGGAUUCGGUGCGCCCGCCAAGACGGACGGAGGCGCUAGCAGCGAGCCGCCAAGCAACUUUUCGUUUGGUGCUCCUGCCGGCGCUGCUGCUGGCGCUGCAAGUGGCGCUGCAAGCGGUUUUGGAGGUGGUGUGAGCUCGAGCGCGGGCGGAUUCGGAUUCGGUGCCGGUGCCGGUGCUGAGCCUGCUUCCGCACGCACUCCGAGUGGAGGUGAGAUGAUGGAUGACUCGCCGCAGAAGAAUGUGGCGGCGACACCUGCAGCGACACCGAGUUUUACGUUUGGAUCGGCGACGCCCACUUCGACAUCGAUGGCGGCCAAGCCGGCGGGUAUGUCGUUCACGUUUGGCGCGCCCGCAUCGACUGGCGGUGCGGGUGGUGCCGGAAAUGCAUCGUCGACGUUUGCGUUUGGUGCUCCUGCUGAGUCGACGACGCAGGGUGGGUUCGGAUUUGGCUCUGGCGCGACUACGCCAGGUGCGCACGCUGCGCACGCUGCGCACGCUGCGCCAGCGAGUGGGUUUACAUUUGGUGCGAACACGAAUCCCACGCGCAGUACGACGCCUGGUGUGGGGUCUGCGCCUGCGUCGCCGUUUCUUUCGGCGGUGAAUGUGGCGCCUGGAGGACCAGCUGCGUUCGGUUCGACGCCGGCUAGCUCGACGGCGCGCUUUCAGUUUGCAACACCGCCGGUCCAGACAGGUUUUGCAUUCGGUGGCACUGUCCCUUCGGCUGGGUUUACGUCGACGCCCACUGGAGGGUUUGCACUGUCCACACCAUCGGCACCAUCCACUCCUACUGCGGGUGCAGGUGCGGGUGCGGGUACAUUCACGUUUGGGUCCAACAUGAUCGCGCAAAUGCCAGCCGCUCAACCAGGCCUGUUCACCAUGGGCGCACCGCCGAGCUCGAAUGCGAACUCCCCCACACCCGCUGGUAGACAAAUCAAGCCUCUCCGUCAACGAAGGCGCUAG
Messenger RNA from Mycosarcoma maydis (corn smut), 4818 nucleotides. RefSeq lists its product as uncharacterized. The record is from RefSeq and is a predicted model, not a curated record. Lineage: Eukaryota; Fungi; Basidiomycota; Ustilaginomycetes; Ustilaginales. The coding region runs from base 1 to 4818 and encodes 1605 amino acids. The transcript has a single exon.